GGUUCCGGUCCAACCCCGGACAUCUGUAGUGAUUUUAGAGAUGAAUUUCUGUGUCCCCACGUCUCUCGGCGUUAUUUUUCUGGCUUUGUACUUCUGCACAUCUCCACUCUUGGCAGCUCCUGUUCAAAGGCGUAGUCCUACACUUUGCAUCCCCAGUGGGGAAAAUAUAGCAGUCCGCCCACAAGUUUCGUUGCUCCGCCGUUGCAACAUAACCUUCUCCACUACUAUGGAGUUGGAGGUGGAGAAGCAAAGUUCAGUUUAAUUUACGUAACAAUCCCCU
This is a messenger RNA of Xylona heveae TC161, 280 nucleotides long. RefSeq lists its product as hypothetical. Bases 41 to 262 code for a protein of 73 amino acids. Lineage: Eukaryota; Fungi; Ascomycota; Xylonomycetes; Xylonales; Xylonaceae. The record is from RefSeq and is a predicted model, not a curated record. The transcript has a single exon.